Molecule: messenger RNA, 2155 nt
Organism: Myodes glareolus (Bank vole)
Lineage: Eukaryota; Metazoa; Chordata; Mammalia; Rodentia; Cricetidae
Source: RefSeq, a predicted model, not a curated record
GGGAUUUGCCUUCUUCCCUUGUACUCCAUCUCCACCAGCAAGCAACAUGAGCCGCCAAUUCACCUGCAAGUCUGGAGCUGGCAACAGGGGCUUCAGCGGCUGCUCAGCUGUGUUGUCUGGGGGCAGUUCAUCCUCUUACCGGGCAGGAGGCAAAGGGCUCAGUGGGAGCUUUGGUAGUCGGAGUCUCUACAGCCUGGGAGGCGCCAGAAGCAUCACUCUCAACAUGGCUACCGGCAGCGGCAAGAAUGGAGGUUUUGGAUUUAACCGGAGCCGGGCCAGUGGCUUUGCGGGCAGCAUCUUUGGCAGUGUGGCCCUGGGACCUGUGUGCCCGACUGUGUGCCCACCUGGAGGCAUUCACCAGGUCACAGUCAAUGAGAGCCUGCUGGCCCCACUCAAUGUGGAGCUGGACCCGGAGAUCCAGAAGGUGCGGGCGCAGGAGCGGGAGCAGAUCAAGGCUCUGAAUAACAAGUUCGCCUCCUUCAUCGACAAGGUGCGCUUCCUGGAGCAGCAGAACCAGGUGCUGGAGACCAAGUGGGAGCUGCUGCAGCAGCUGGACCUGAACAAUUGCAAGAACAACCUGGAGCCCAUCCUUGAGGGCUAUAUCAGCAACAUGCGGAAGCAGCUGGAGACUCUGUCUGGGGACAGAGUGAGGCUGGACUCCGAGCUGAGGAACGUGCGCGAUGUGGUGGAAGACUACAAGAAGAAGUACGAGGAGGAGAUCAACCGGAGAACGGCCGCAGAGAAUGAAUUUGUGCUGCUCAAGAAGGAUGUGGAUGCGGCUUAUGCCAACAAGGUGGAGCUGCAGGCCAAGGUGGACUCCAUGGACCAGGACAUUAAAUUCUUCAAGUGUCUCUAUGAAGCUGAGAUGGCUCAGAUCCAGUCCCACAUCAGCGACAUGUCCGUCAUCCUGUCCAUGGACAACAACAGGAACCUGGACCUGGACAGCAUCAUUGAUGAGGUCCGUGCCCAGUAUGAGGAGAUUGCCCUGAAGAGCAAGGCCGAGGCUGAGGCGCUGUACCAGACCAAGUUCCAGGAACUGCAGCUGGCAGCUGGCCGCCACGGGGAUGACCUCAAAAACACCAAGAAUGAAAUCACUGAACUGACCCGGUUCAUCCAGAGACUCCGCUCAGAGAUUGAGAAUGCCAAGAAGCAGGCUUCUAACCUGGAGACAGCUAUUGCUGAUGCCGAGCAGCGAGGAGACAGUGCCCUCAAGGACGCCCGGGCCAAACUGGAUGAGCUGGAGGGCGCCCUGCACCAGGCCAAGGAGGAGCUGGCUCGGAUGCUGCGUGAAUACCAGGAGCUGAUGAGCCUGAAGCUGGCCUUGGACAUGGAGAUCGCCACCUACCGCAAGCUGCUGGAGAGCGAGGAGUGCAGGAUGUCAGGAGAGUACCCAUCCCCUGUCAGCAUCUCCAUUAUCAGCAGCACCAGUGGCAGUGGAGGUUAUGGCUUCCGGCCCAGUACAGUCAGUGGUGGCUAUGUGGCUAAUAGCACAAGCUGCAUCUCUGGAGUGUGCAGCGUCCGCGGUGGGGAGAGCAGGAGCCGAAGCAGCGGCAGCGACUACAAGGAUACCCUAACGAAGGGCUCCAGCCUGAGCACCCCCUCCAAGAAAGGUGGUCGGUAGACAGAGCUUCCUGCGGCUCCCCUCCUCAGAACCCCUGUGCCUAGUCUGCUGUCCCCUUUCUGUCCCCUAUCCCACUCCAGGGGCCCUGGGUUUGUCCUCAGCUAAUCUCCUUCCUCCACGGUUCUGAGCCUGGAUCACUCUGGACUACCGUGUGCUGGUAGACGCCAGGGCCGGGCCAGUGUCAGCUCACCUCUGCCCAGGUCCAGCCCAUCCCUUCCACCAGGCGUUGCCUCUGUCCUUAACUGGCUUCUUGGGUCUCAACCUGGUCUUUCUUGUCUGCUGGGCUUUCGUCUCAGUUUGUGCUGAUGACAGAAGCUAGCUCUGAAUCCAAGAGGGCGACAAACAGACAAUGAACUGAGAGUGGCCAGCCCAUCCGACCCCGACACAGUCUCAUUUUGAGUGGGACCACUCAGAGUAAAGGAACUCUGUCUUCACUUUCCUGCACCCAGAACCAGAAAAAAGAGGACACCCUUGGCUUCUCCUGUAUUCCUUAAAUCCCUCCUUGUCGCAUCCUCAAUAAACCGUGCAAUCUGA